Molecule: messenger RNA, 1006 nt
Organism: Penaeus chinensis
Lineage: Eukaryota; Metazoa; Arthropoda; Malacostraca; Decapoda; Penaeidae
Gene: Gnpnat
Product: probable glucosamine 6-phosphate N-acetyltransferase
Exons: 6
Coding region: 258-866 (202 amino acids)
Biological process (GO): UDP-N-acetylglucosamine biosynthetic process
Cellular component (GO): endoplasmic reticulum; Golgi apparatus; endoplasmic reticulum-Golgi intermediate compartment
Molecular function (GO): glucosamine 6-phosphate N-acetyltransferase activity; monosaccharide binding
Source: RefSeq, a predicted model, not a curated record
CAGCUGAUGUGGACGCAGCAGACACACAACAUUUGAGCUUCUAAAAUACCCAGUGACAGGAAUCUAAAUCACGAUCUAUCGACGGCCCUACCAUUCAUUACCAUAUACCGGCACUUUUAUGAGAGAAAUAAUAAGGAAGAGAGCUGGGAAAAGGCACAAAAAAGGUCCAAAGUUGUGAGAUUAACGGGUCUCAUGGCCACAGACAGGCGAGUUGUCAACACACCAAAUAUUCUAGCCAUUUAAAUCAACACAAAAAUAUGAAUCCGAAAGUGUCACAAUACUUCAUUAAGAAAUACAAGCCAAGUGUAGGGCCCGAAGAUGCAGAGGCGCCCUUGUAUGAUCCGGGACUUCUCGCCAAGCUGGACUGGUCAAAGGUCACCCACAUGAAAGGCGGGGUCACGAACCACGCGCCAGGCGGUGGUCUUCGGGUCAGGCCUCUGUGUAAGGCUGAUUAUGACAGAGGGUUCCUGCAGUUGCUGAGUCAGCUGACCAAAGUGGGUGAUAUCUCCAGGGAGAAAUUCGGUGAGCGCUUCGAUGCCAUGAAGAACUGUCCCGGACACUACUACGUGACUGUGAUCGAGGACACGGACCAGGGGAAGAUUGUGGGCUCGGCGACGCUCGCCUGCGAAUUGAAGUUUAUCCGCGGCUGUGCGAAGAGAGGUCGAUUGGAAGAUGUUGUGGUAAAUAACGAAUACAGAGGAAAACAACUUGGAAAACUGAUUGUAUCAACGGUCACUCUCUUGGCUAGUCAAGUUGGCUGCUACAAGAUGGGGCUCGACUGCAAGGACGAAAUGAAGUCUUUCUACAACAGCAUUGGUUACUCAAGCGAAAAGGGAAAUGACAACACUAUGAUUAUUCGAUUUUGACUACAGCCCAAAACUGAGAAGUCACAUUUGUAAAAUAAUGCUUGUUUAGAUAAAUAAAUAGAUAUGUUUAUCUAUUCAUAUAUAAGUAUAUAUGUGAAUAUGUGAAAUAUAUAUAUAUUCAUAUAUAUAUAUUUAUAUAU